UUUAUGGCGGCAGCACUUGCGUUCACAGAGACACAAACCAGCGAAGAAGAACUUAGCGCGGGUAGUUUGAGUGUUUUGCUAACGGUUAGCAUCGGUCGGCUAGCGGAGGUCUACUCGGCGUCAUGGAGGCCACGGAGAACAGGUUUGCUCACCUGCUGCAGCCCAUCAGAGAACUGACCAAGAACUGGGAGAUCGACGUGGCGUCCGAGCUGAACGACUACCUGGAGGAGCUGGAUGAGAUGUGCAUCACGCUGGAUGGAGGCAACAUCAAGCUGAACUUCGUGGAAGCCGCUCUGCUGAUCCAGGGCUCAGCCUGCAUCUACAGCAAGAAGGUGGAGCUGCUGCAUAACCUGGUCUAUCAGACCCUGGAAUACAUCAACGACAGGAACAAGAAACGGAACAAACAGGCGGCGGCGGCGCAGGAGGACGGAGGAGACGCCGGCUGCCAUGACGACGAGGAGGAGGAGUUCAGUCCUUUGGAGCUGGAGGCGUCGGAGACGUCUGAGAGGAGCGACGCUAACUCGGAGGUGCAGGUGGUUCCUCUUCCUCCAGAGUCUCUGAUUCCUCCUGAGACUCAUGAGAAGCAGAAACUUCCUCUGAUCAGUGUGAAGGGGGAGGUGAUUUGCAGUCUGAAGGAUUUCAGGAUCAACUUGUUUACUCCACGAGACCUGGACCUCAUCCUGCUCACGUCAGCACCUCCUCACUCCCACCUGGCCUCCCUCCUGGAGGAGCACAGCACAGCUGUUGAUAUUGUCUAUGCAGCAGGAGGAGGAGGAGACGCAGUCAGAGGAGGAGGAGACGCAGUCAGAGGAGGAGGAGACUGUGCAGAGGAGUUUGUCCCUCUGGGGGACAUGGAAAUGGACGUGGAGGAGGAGGAGGAGGAGCACGUGGACAGACACCAGGUCUCGGCUCCUGGUGACGGUCCAGUGAUUAGAGAGAGACGAGGACUCGAGGGACGAGGACUCGAGGGACGAGGACUCGAGGGACGAGGAGACGAGGGACGAGGACUCGAGGGACGAGGAGACGUGACUCCUCCCUCCGUGAAGGUUUGUCCUUUUCACGACCCGUACGCCGUCCUCGGAGAGGACAGGCCUCUGAAGCCAGGUAAAUGCUACAGGGUUCCAGAUGGUCUGGACGACGGCGGGAAGAGGAAGAGGAGACGAGCUGCUGGUCUGCAGGACUUCAGGAGCUGGUUCAGAGGAAACCUGUUUCCGGCUGAACCAAAGCUGAAGAACGGGCCGUCGCUCUCAGACCUGAACUACGUUUAUUUAACGUCUCUGAAAGACAAACUCAGGACACAGAGGAGGAUCUGCAGGAAGGCGGGUGUGAUGGUCUCUGAUGAGGAGCUGAGGAGGACCUUCCUGCAGCCGGAGGAGGCGGGGCCUCAGCAGCAGGGGGAGGAGCCUGUGGAAGGACACGCAGACCUACUUGGUGGAGACGAGGACUCAGACGACGAACACGAAGCGUUUCCUGAAGAGUUUGGACAAGAAGACGUCGUGAUUCCUGAGUCUCAGAGGGACGAGCUGAGGGACGAGCUGAGCUACGAGGAGCUGGUGAAGCUACGUGUGGAUCAGCUGGUGGUCAACAGCCGAGGCUACACUCAGGAGACGGCCUUGUCCCGGAGGGUCAAAGACUGGGAGGACAAGAUCCGGCCCGAGCUGGUGCUGCAGGAGGAGCGUCCGGCCUUUGACAUCCACGUCUACGGGGAGAGAAUCGUCGGCGCUCUGAGCGGAGUCGGUCACCGUCGACCUUUCUCCUCCAUCGUUCAGGGUUUGGACAACUUCGAGGUCUGCAAGUAUCUGCUGGCGUCGCUGCAGCUGGCCAACGACUACACGGUGGAGCUGGACUGCAGCGCGGGUCUGGAGGAGGCGCUGGACUCCAUGGGUCUGACCCUGCUCAGCACCCAGAGGGCCACCGACCGGUUCAAGACCCUGACGGGCUCCAGCUGAAGCUCCGGUUCCUCCCCCGCCCCCCAAUCAAGACCCCAGACUCCUCCUCUACACCCCAAUAUUAAAGCUGCAGUAAAAACUUCUCUGUGGAAACUUUGAGUGUUUUAUUCCAUUAAAUGUUUGUCAGGAUUUAAA
Messenger RNA from Mugil cephalus (flathead mullet), 2084 nucleotides. It is a transcript of the gene ncaph2, whose product is annotated as non-SMC condensin II complex, subunit H2. The record is from RefSeq and is a predicted model, not a curated record. Bases 123 to 1949 code for a protein of 608 amino acids. Gene Ontology annotation, cellular component: nucleus; condensin complex. Gene Ontology annotation, biological process: meiotic chromosome condensation; mitotic sister chromatid separation. Gene Ontology annotation, molecular function: chromatin binding. Lineage: Eukaryota; Metazoa; Chordata; Actinopteri; Mugiliformes; Mugilidae. The transcript is spliced from 20 exons.